Carlito syrichta (Philippine tarsier) is the source of this 3864-nucleotide messenger RNA. It is a transcript of the gene SRP72, whose product is annotated as signal recognition particle 72. Gene Ontology annotation, cellular component: signal recognition particle, endoplasmic reticulum targeting. Lineage: Eukaryota; Metazoa; Chordata; Mammalia; Primates; Tarsiidae. The transcript is spliced from 19 exons. Gene Ontology annotation, biological process: SRP-dependent cotranslational protein targeting to membrane. Gene Ontology annotation, molecular function: ribosome binding; 7S RNA binding; protein binding. The record is from RefSeq and is a predicted model, not a curated record. Bases 36 to 2069 code for a protein of 677 amino acids.
GAGGUCGCCCCGCCCCGCCCCUCCCUUCCUCCAAGAUGGCGAGCGGCGGCGGCAGCGGCGGCGGCGGCGGGGCCGGGGUUUCGGUGCCUGCGCUGUGGAGCGAAGUGAACCGCUAUGGCCAGAACGGCGACUUCACGCGCGCUCUCAAGACCGUCGGCAAGAUACUGCAGAUCAACAAGGAUGAUGUAACUGCCCUCCACUGUAAAGUAGUAUGCCUUAUCCAGAAUGGAAGUUUCAAGGAAGCCUUGAAUGUUAUCAAUACUCACACCAAAGUGUUAGCCAAUAACUCUCUCUCCUUUGAGAAGGCAUAUUGCGAAUAUAGGCUGAACAGAAUUGAGAAUGCCUUGAAGACAAUAGAAAGUGCCAACCAGCAGACAGACAAACUGAAGGAGCUUUAUGGACAAGUGUUAUACCGUUUGGAACGCUAUGAUGAGUGCCUAGCAGUGUAUAGAGAUCUCGUCCGAAACUCCCAAGAUGAUUAUGAUGAGGAGAGGAAAACAAACCUUUCAGCAGUUGUUGCAGCUCAAAGCAACUGGGAAAAAGUGGUCCCAGAGAACUUGGGCCUCCAGGAAGGCACGCAUGAACUGUGCUACAACGCUGCCUGCGCGCUGAUAGGACAAGGGCAGCUGAGCCAGGCAAUGAAGAUCCUGCAGAAGGCCGAAGAUCUUUGCCGCCGUUCGUUAUCAGAAGACUCUGAUGGGACUGAGGAAGACCCACAGGCAGAGCUGGCCAUCAUUCAUGGUCAGAUGGCCUAUAUUCUGCAGCUUCAAGGUCGUACAGAGGAGGCUCUGCAACUUUACAAUCAAAUAAUAAAACUAAAACCAACAGAUGUGGGAUUAUUAGCUGUAAUUGCAAAUAACAUCAUUACCAUUAACAAGGACCAAAAUGUCUUUGACUCCAAGAAAAAGGUGAAAUUAACCAAUGCAGAAGGAGUGGAGUUUAAGCUUUCCAAGAAACAGCUACAAGCUAUAGAAUUUAACAAAGCUUUACUUGCUAUGUACACAAACCAGGCAGAACAGUGCCGCAAAAUAUCCACCAGUUUACAGUCUCAAAGUCCUGAGCAUCUCCUGCCUGUGUUGAUCCAAGCUGCCCAGCUCUGCCGUGAAAAGCAGCACACGAAAGCAAUAGAGCUGCUUCAGGAAUUUUCAGAUCAGCAUCCAGAAAAUGCAGCUGAAAUAAAACUGACCAUGGCACAGCUGAAAAUUUCCCAAGGUAAUAUUUCUAAAGCAUGUCUAAUAUUGAGAAGCAUAGAGGAAUUAAAGCAUAAACCAGGCAUGGUGUCUGCAUUAGUGACCAUGUACAGCCAUGAAGAAGAUAUUGAUAGUGCCAUUGAAGUCUUCACACAAGCUAUCCAGUGGUAUCAGAACCAUCAGCCCAAAUCUCCUGCUCAUUUGUCCUUGAUAAGAGAAGCUGCAAACUUUAAACUCAAGUAUGGCCGGAAGAAGGAGGCUAUUAGUGACCUAGAACAGCUAUGGAAACAAAAUCCAAAAGAUAUUCACACCUUGGCGCAGCUUAUUUCUGCUUACUCACUUGUAGAUCCAGAGAAAGCCAAAGCUCUUAGUAAACACUUGCCCUCGUCAGAUAGUAUGUCUCUAAAAGUAGAUGUUGAGGCUCUUGAAAAUUCUCCUGGUGCUACAUAUAUUCGGAAGAAGGGUGGAAAAGUCACUGGAGAUAGUCAACCAAAGGAGCAAGGGCAGGGAGAUUUGAAAAAGAAGAAGAAGAAAAAGAAGGGAAAACUGCCUAAGAAUUAUGACCCAAAAGUUACCCCAGAUCCAGAAAGAUGGCUACCAAUGCGAGAACGUUCUUAUUACCGCGGAAGAAAGAAGGGUAAAAAGAAGGAUCAGAUUGGAAAGGGGACCCAGGGCGCAACUGCCGGCGCUUCAUCCGAACUGGAUGCCAGUAAAACUGUGAGCAGCCCACCAACUUCCCCAAGACCUGGCAGUGCAGCAACAGUAUCUGCCUCCACAAGUAACAUCAUACCCCCAAGACACCAAAAACCUGCAGGGGCUCCAGCAACAAAAAAGAAACAGCAACAGAAAAAGAAGAAAGGUGGAAAAGGUGGCUGGUGAUUAGAACAUUCUUGUUGCGGGCUGUUUUUAAACUGUCUCAGUGAUGGUGGGAGUAUAAUAAAGGUAACACAGCAAGAAGCACAGAACUGUUCCCUCUUCCAUCUCCAUUAUUUUCCUAAAUAAUUCCUUGUGCAUCAAACAGGAAAGCAUCUUGCUCAAACUCUGCCUAGUGAGAUGUGGCCUACUUGUACCCCCUAGCGUGCACAGAUUAUGAGGACUGAAGGUAAUUGGGCAUUUACCCACCUUGAUACCUGUUGUGUUCUUUACUUUUGUGUGCUUAUUUGAUCUUUUUUCAGUUUCACAUACAAGGCAUGUUAUCUGAGAUUUCCCCGGAUUUAAACAAAAACUGUCUACUGUUUCAACUAGAGUCUGAAGAUACUUGUUCCUAUUCAAGUCCAACUUUUAUCUUGAGGUUCUGGAGACAGCAAAAAAUAAAAAGAAGAAGAAGAAAGAAAAUAAAAAAUAAAUCAAGUCCCACUUUAAAUUAUGUCUUAGGAGGCCUUAGGAGACUGAAAGUAAACUCUUCUGAGCAUUCCAAAAUAACCUAUUAAAUGAGUGGACACAAGAAAAAUGUCUUACAUAAUUUUAACCAUAAAUUCUAUAUCAUGGAGACUCAUAUACAGUUCCUUUAUGCCCCAUAUUGUCAGAUUAUGGUAACAUGUUGAUUUAGCAUCAAGAAGGAACUCAAGGAAAAGACAUCAGUGUUGUAAGAAGUUGACUCUUGGACCCAGUGUUCUGAGGUCAGAUGGGUGUGGACCGUAUCCGCCAGAAAGACAUGAACACGAACAUUGGCUUUCUCCGUGGAGAGGAAAUCAGAACUCAGGUGGCACACCAGGCAGUGUUAAAAUCUAACUGGUUGGCCCAACUGGUAGAUACUCAGAUGGCUCCUCUCUCUAGUUUGGGUUAUGUGACCACUCGCUGUCUUUUCAGAAUCAUGAAGGAUUUCAUAAGCAGUUUGUGGGGUAAAUGUCACUCUUGUCUUUCCUUGCUUCCAAGCCACUUUCACUUUGACAUGGGAUGCCUGUCCUUGUUAGUAGUCAUUUUUUGCUGCCCAAGAUACCAUUCAAUGUAGACUUAGGGCUUUCCUUGUGAACGUAUUACUCCAUCCUUGUCAAUAAGUGCUGCUGUGUUGCACUCGACAUCUCGACUGAAACUUGUUCAGAGUUUUUUAAAAGGCUUUCCUCCUUCGCAAGAUGAGAAAUGGGGUCUUGCCUUUUCAUUCAGCAGGAGCAAAUCUGCAGUGGCACCUAAAUGAGAGCCUUUCCAAUAAGAAUGAUUUAUUAUGGCGUGACGCCUUUUUGAGCUCACAGAUAAUAGUGUUUUUGUGACAAUGACAUACUUAUUCCUUCUGAGUAUAUGCCCACGACAGAAAUAAUUGUUAGUAAGUUUGCUAUUCAGGAUUCCAUCACAUUUUUGUGGUGAAGGGUAAUCACUUUUUAGGUUCACUAAAGCAAUAGAAUCUUAGAAAAAACUAUCCAUCAUGGAAAAUUUUGGCCCAAGGCACAGCAGUGAAAUUUGUAGUCCUUUAUUUAGUCAUUGUUAUUGGCAGCUAUUGGUAUUAUUAGUCAUUGCUAAGCACAUGAACCUACAUUCAAAUACAUGUUGUAAUUGUCAUGAAAUGUAAACACAUUAACUUUCUAGUAGUGAUUUCCUCUUUUGGACAGGUCUUUAACCAGUGACAUAUAUAUACUUUGUAUAUAUAUAGAUGGGUGUGUCUGUGUACAUUUAUAAAAACCAAUAUGGAUACAUCCAUUCACUGUGGUACAUUUUAAAAUAAAAAUAUUCUAGCAGUGGA